This is a messenger RNA of Osmerus eperlanus (European smelt), 1784 nucleotides long. RefSeq names its product adhesion G-protein coupled receptor G2-like. Gene Ontology annotation, biological process: adenylate cyclase-activating G protein-coupled receptor signaling pathway; cell surface receptor signaling pathway. The transcript has 7 exons. NCBI's taxonomy places the organism in Eukaryota, Metazoa, Chordata, Actinopteri, Osmeriformes, Osmeridae. Gene Ontology annotation, molecular function: G protein-coupled receptor activity. The record is from RefSeq and is a predicted model, not a curated record. Bases 117 to 983 code for a protein of 288 amino acids. Gene Ontology annotation, cellular component: plasma membrane.
AUGCAACAUGUGUUUACCUGAACCAGACAGGGAGCUGGGUUCCUGAUGGCUGCCAGACCCUGACCCUCCCAGAACACGUUGUCUGUAGCUGUAACCACUUCUCCCUUUUCACCCUCAUGAUCCCUGGUCUUGUCCCGAGUAAAGAGCACGCUCAGAUCCUCAGAACGCUCAGCAUAGUGGGAGGAGCCAUCUCUGCCUUCUUCUGUGCCCUUACAUUACUGACACACUGUCUGCUGCAUGCGAGCAAGGCGACUGACAAAGCCAUGGUGAUCCACCUCCAGCUGGUGGGCUCUCUGUUGCUGCUCAACCUGCUGCUGCUGGCCAGCAUGUCCCUUGCCUGGGAGGACUCACUGCUGUGCAAAGUGCUGGGUGGCCUGCUGCACUACGCCCUGCUCACCUGCUUCUCCUGGAUGGGCCUGGAGGCCCUGCACCUGUACCGCCUCCUGGUGCAGGUCUACAACACCUACACCAAGCACUACCUGCUGAAGAUCAGCCUGCUGGGCUGGGGGCUGUCAGGAGUGGUGGUGACGGUUGUAGGAGGGAUCUGGACCCCAUAUGGCCUGAAAGACGGCAUGUGCUGGAUGACAGCUGAUGUUGUGCAGUACUGCUCAGUCCUGGCCUAUCUCAUUGUGGUCUUACUUUUCAACGGAGGAAUGUUCAUCUUCAUCUUGAGCACCAUGUGUAGGAUGCGAUCUGGGAUAUCCCCCUUGCAGAAGACGAGGAACAACAGGGCCGUCUGCAGCGUCCUGGGCCUCACCUGCAUCCUGGGCCUCACCUGGGGCCUGGGCUUCUUCUCCAUUGGCUACACCAACUAUGUCAACUAUGUCAUCCUCUAUACCUUCACCAUCCUCAACUCACUGCAAGGCUUCUUUCUGUUUCUGUGGAUUUGCAUCAAAAGACGGAGAGAGGGAAAGGAGCACAGAAAGUCUGUUGUAACAAGCCAGAGAACGCUCACAACAUCAGAGCCUCAAGUAAAUAACUGAGGCCUCCUACAGGUUGUGUUGAAAACUACAAUUCAGAGCACAAUUAAAGGUACAAUAGGAAAGAUUUAUUUCAGAAAAAAAGUGUUGUCACCUAAAUAUGUUUAAGCCAGUUAGGUGCUCUGAGAGUUCUUUAGCAACAGACAGCUCAGUGCCUCUUGUGGAAUUUCUAAUUUUGGCAAUGGCUGGAACAAGAUAGCUUGAACAUAAUUGGCUGGAAAAUAUGGGGCGCUCCAAAUAUUUUUUUACGUUACUUAUUGUACCUUAAAAGAAACUAGUUUUGUUUUUGAACUGAUUUAUCAGUUAAAUGAGCAAUCAACGGAUUGUGUAAAGCAAUCAAAUACUUUCUCUCCUACAGAGUCCUUCUUUUAAUCAGCAUUUGGUAGUUUUAUGUCAGUAUGAUCUUCUUGAUUGUCGCACUGUCCUAUCAUUUGAAUUCUAUGUAAUGUAAUUGUAGUUGGGAUUGUUGUUGCACUGUGCCUGAUAAAAAUAGACCGUUCCAUGGCCCUUACCACUGAAAUACUGUUCACUUCGAAUCCUUGAUUAUCUACAGUACUAUUGGUUAUUUGUAUGUCACUUUGUAUAAAAGCAUCUGCUAAAUGAAUACAAUGCAAUAUAAAAAUGUGAAUCUACAAUGGUAAGAAAGCUAAAACAGGAAUUCUGUAGAAACUGAUGAUAGCCAUAGUAUGCAUUAUAAGUAUGACAAUCGAAGAAGCGGAAACAAAUGAAAAUAAAAUAUAUCAGGUGCCAUUGUUUAAAACAGAUUAGCAUUGGUGGAACGUCAACUGUUAAACAGUGACAGAU